Polistes dominula (European paper wasp) is the source of this 1545-nucleotide messenger RNA. Its product is annotated as UDP-glycosyltransferase family 301 member D1. Gene Ontology annotation, molecular function: UDP-glycosyltransferase activity. Lineage: Eukaryota; Metazoa; Arthropoda; Insecta; Hymenoptera; Vespidae. The record is from RefSeq and is a predicted model, not a curated record.
AUGAACAUUAUUCUGAUACCCUCAAUAAUUCUCAUAUUUUGCGAGUGGAGUUUCCUAGUCGAUGGAUUUCGCAUUCUAGGCAUUUGUCCUAGUACAAGUUAUAGUCAUCAACAACCAUUCCAAGCACUGAUGCAGGCACUGGCAAUGCGUGGUCACAAUGUUACUGUCAUUUCAACGAUACCAUUAAAGAAAAGUAUACCAAAUUACGAGGAUGUUGAUCUCUCGUUCACAUAUCGUAAAAAUGAUUGCACUAAACUUAGACAUAUGAAUCCUUACGAGAUUUUAAUGAAAAAUAUGAAAGAAGCUAACGAUCUUUGUGCUGAGCAGCUCUUCAGUGAUCAAAUUAUGGAAUUACUUAAAAAAAGAAAAACAUUCGAUGCAAUUAUAAUCGAACAAUUAUGGUUUCAUUGCUAUUACUCUCUAGUGAAGCACUAUAACUUUCCCGUACUAAUUGGAUUUUUAAGUGUUGGAAAUCUUCCAUAUGUCAUGGAUUCGAUUGGAAAUCCGGACGAUCCAAUGUUGAAUCCCGAUAUGGCUUACCCCUUCACAAAUCGAAUGAGCAUGGACGAGAGAAUUUGGAAUAUAUUAUAUACAAGCUGGACCAGGUUCUAUUAUAGGUACUGGCAUUUGCCAAGAGCACAACAGAUAGCUGACAAGCUCGUACCGGAUACGCCACUUUACGACAUAGACAGAAACUUUAGCUUGAUUAUAUUAGGCAAUAAUCACGUUCUUGGUUAUCCAAAGCCUCUAUUACCAAAUGUGAUCGAAGUCCAUAGUCUUCAAAUCAAUGAACAAACUCAAUCUUUAUCUAAGGAUAUUCGUGAAUUUUUGGAUGGCGCCGUAAACGGAGCUAUUUAUUUUUCUCUCGGUUCGAAUCUGCAAACUCACCAGCUACCCAGUGACCCUUUGAAGGCAUUGUGCAACGCCUUGGGGUCGCUCAAGCAAAGAGUUCUAUGGAAAGAUGUCGGAGACAUGGCUAUUCAGUCGAGCAACAUCAAAUUUGUGAAGUGGGUUCCACAACAAGCAGUUCUUGCACAUCCAAAGGUGAUGGCCUACAUGAUGCAGGGCGGUCUGCAGUCAUUGCAGGAAGCUGUGCAUCAUUCUGUACCUCUGAUAGCCAUGCCUUUCUUUGGCGAUCAACUUUUCAAUGCUAGGAAAAUUCUUGAUGCUGGCAUCGGGCUUACUUUGAACGUUGACACCAUGACGGAAGAAUUGAUCGUACGAACUAUCACAGAAGUUGUGCAGAAUAAAACAUACUUACACAAUAUUAAACAAAUAUCGGCCAUUUUAAAGGAUGAACUAGUACGUCCAAUGGAGAAGGCAAUUUGGAAUGUUGAACACGUUCUGAAGUUUCCUAAUUCUAAACACUUGCGCUAUCACGCUCGGGAUAUGUCAUGGAUCGAUUAUUAUUCGACGAUACUACUGAUCCUUCUAAUUCUCAUGAUUUUAAUAUUCAUCACUGGUGCGUGCUUUAUUGUUCUUGGAAAAGCUGUAAGAAGUUAUUUGCAUCUUUAUAUAGAACACAGUAAAUCCAAAAAGGAAUGA